Nicotiana attenuata is the source of this 1314-nucleotide messenger RNA. RefSeq names its product phosphoenolpyruvate carboxylase kinase 2-like. The record is from RefSeq and is a predicted model, not a curated record. Gene Ontology annotation, molecular function: calcium/calmodulin-dependent protein kinase activity; ATP binding; calcium-dependent protein serine/threonine kinase activity. Gene Ontology annotation, biological process: protein autophosphorylation; peptidyl-serine phosphorylation; intracellular signal transduction. Gene Ontology annotation, cellular component: cytoplasm; nucleus. The transcript is spliced from 2 exons. Lineage: Eukaryota; Viridiplantae; Streptophyta; Magnoliopsida; Solanales; Solanaceae. Bases 50 to 874 code for a protein of 274 amino acids.
UCUUUCCUUUAACUAAACCCCAAAGACCAAACAAAAAAGCCUAAAUAAUAUGAGCCAAGCCUUGAAAAGCGACUUCCAAAUCUGCGAAGAAAUCGGCCGUGGUAGAUUCGGUACCGUCUACCGCUGCUUUUCUCCGGUCACCGGUCAUUCCUUCGCCUGUAAAUCCAUCGAAAAAUCCCUCCUCCUCGAUUCCACCGACCGUGAGUGCCUCGACAAAGAGCCCAAGAUUCUGCAGCUCCUUUCCGGUAGCCCAAACAUUCUUCACCUCUACAAAAUCUACGAAGAUGAAAACUUCCUUCACAUGGUAACCGACCUCUGCCCGAACAACGAUCUUUACGAGAGAGUUUCCACCGGGCCGUUAUCCGAACGCGCCGCCGCUAGCAUUCUGGUCCAAUUAAUUUCCGCCAUUAAUCACUGUCACAAAAUGGGGGUGGCUCACCGCGAUAUUAAGCCGGAUAAUAUCCUUUUUGAUUCUCAGGACAGGUUGAAAUUGGCUGAUUUUGGAUCUGCGGAGUGGUUUGUCGGGUGUGAGGAGGGGUUGAUGAGUGGGGUGGUGGGUACGCCGUAUUACGUGGCGCCGGAGGUUUUAAUGGGUAAAGAAUACAAUGAGAAAGUGGAUGUGUGGAGCGCCGGUGUUAUUUUGUAUAUUAUGCUUUCUGGGGUUCCACCUUUUUACGGCGAAACUCCGACUGAGACAUUUCAGGCUGUUUUAAGGGCAAAUUUGAGAUUUCCCACUAGGAAUUUUAGGUCGGUUUCGCCUGAAGCUAAGGAUUUGUUGAGGAAGAUGAUCUGUAAGGAUGUUUCUAGAAGGUUUUCAGCUGAACAAGUCCUGAGACACCCAUGGGUAAUUAAUGGAGGAUCAAUGGCUGAUUAAUAGUGUUUUAUUAACUAUCCUAUAAAUACUAGCAGAACAGAACUUGUUUGCUUCUGCUGUAUAUAUACCAGAAAAUGUCACCAGCUCCAAAUGUUUGAAGAUUGAAAUGGCCUAUGUGAAAAAGGAAGAGAAUGAGGAAAAAGAAAAAUAUAGAAGGGGCUACUCGAGGUGUAGCUUUUUUCUCUAUGGUACUGUAUUGUGGAGAAGAAUCUUGUGAGGAUAAUGAAUCUCCUAUGUAUUGUGAGAAAAAAAAAAAAAAGAUAGCGGCUAUGUAAAAAUCUAUAUGCUUUUUCCCACUUUUAUAUGUUUUUUGAAUAUGAAAGGUUGAGGAAGAGAAGGAAGGAUAAGUGCUUAUCCUUCAGUUUUGUAUAGAGGAGCACUAUGUAAUAAAGUUUGCUACUUUUAUAAUACUAUGGAUUUUUAUGAUAUUUUCUAUGAUA